AUGUCCGAGACAACAGCAGAGCAAACGGUCGUGGAGCAGUUCCACCUGCCACAACCUUUUUGGCCAACUACAAAAACUAAAGAAGGAGAGUAUGUUCCAAAGGAUUCAAUUAGAGAAGCUUCCAAGGUGUUUAUAGGUUCAGGUGUCUUACUUGGAGGUAUGCACUUCAGAAGGUUGAUGCAAUAUAAGAAAGGUUCUGCCAGACCAGGAUUGGCUAAAUAUUUGAAUUUGUUUUCCUUGAGCAAGAGCCAGUUGAUUGGAUUCCCUGUGGCCCUGGGUGCUUUUUCAUUCUUAUCUCAUUCUUUUGCCAAUUUGCAAGAGGGACAGACUGCCACUGGCGAGUUCGCAGCUAGCUCGAUUGCAUCUCUUAUCGGACUGUCCAUCUUCCGUACAAAGAAGCCACUUUCUUCCAAUGUGGCCAUUGCCGUUGGAAUGGGAUCAUUAUUUGGAUUCUUGACCUGGGCUGGAAACUUCAACUUGGGUGACAACUCUUAUAGAGCAGCUCUUGAAGCUGGAAAUGGUAACGAAGGUGGUUUCGACAACAAGGUUAUCAAAACCGAAAGGCAAGGUUUCUGGGAAGGUGUUUACAGAAGACCACUAUCCCAAACCGUUGAAGACUUGGGUGAGGGAAGAGGUAUUAUCACACAAUAG
This is a messenger RNA of Komagataella phaffii GS115, 651 nucleotides long. RefSeq lists its product as hypothetical. The record is from RefSeq and is a predicted model, not a curated record. Lineage: Eukaryota; Fungi; Ascomycota; Pichiomycetes; Pichiales; Pichiaceae. Bases 1 to 651 code for a protein of 216 amino acids. The transcript has a single exon.